AUGGACGACGUCGACAUGACUGACGCUAGACCAUCCACCGACCACAGUCCGACAUCUAUCGAGGAAGAGACGCUCCCCUUACUCUACGAUCUUGACAAGCUGACGCAGAUUCCAGAAGGGGAGUUCACCAAGGACAUUCCCCCACCACCGAUCGGGGAGUUUAACAAGAAUAUAAAACAAAAUCCGACGCAAAAUGGACGGCCAGGAACUUCGUCGGCACCGGCCGGCUCUGGAAACCAGGUUGAGGUCGAUGAGGAGGAGGAUAGGGGGGAGGAGGAGGAGGAGGAGGAGGAGGAGGAGGAGGAGGAGGAGGAGGAGGAGGAGGAGGAGGAGGAGGAGGAGGAGGAGGAGGAGGAGGAAAGCGAUGACGAAAACGACGAGCGUCCGCCGCGUAGCACUAGUCAGCGCACCUUGGAAGAACGGCUUAGGCGGGAACUUGAAUACAUAGAUGAUCUGCUCGAACAGGACGAGGAUGCCGACCAGGAGAAUUUGUCGGUGCCGCGCGAACAGUGGAGGGCGGCAGACUUCGUCGAUGAAGAUAUGGUGUACGCGCCCAUCGACGUGCUCGUCUUGGACGCCCUACGCUACCUGCAAAUCGUGGAGAGGAACAGCACGUUGAGGCAAUACACCUCGUGGAUUUAUCACUACAAGAGCAUAGGAUAA
Molecule: messenger RNA, 663 nt
Organism: Closterium sp. NIES-65
Lineage: Eukaryota; Viridiplantae; Streptophyta; Zygnematophyceae; Desmidiales; Closteriaceae
Source: the annotation of a GenBank genome assembly